Molecule: messenger RNA, 1578 nt
Organism: Emiliania huxleyi CCMP1516
Lineage: Eukaryota; Haptophyta; Isochrysidales; Noelaerhabdaceae
Exons: 8
Coding region: 1-1578 (525 amino acids)
Biological process (GO): phosphatidylinositol dephosphorylation
Molecular function (GO): phosphatase activity
Source: RefSeq, a predicted model, not a curated record
AUGAACACCGACAAGGGCAGGAGCUCGCUCCGCAGCCGCGCCAAGGGCCUCUUCUCGCGUGGCCGCGACCUGGCCAAGGGUCUGUACGAAAAUGCCACCUCUUCCCAGGCAGCCGACGGCAGCCACGAAUACGACCCCGGCGCCUUUGGAGAGGUGCGCGAGCUGUGGGUCCAGCGGCACAUGGCGCUGCGGCGCGACGACUACACGACCCGCCGGCCGCUCACGUUUGGCGUCUCCACCUGGAACGUCGGCGGCAAGCGCCCGCCUCCCGCCACUUCGUCGGGCCUGGUGCCCGAGACGCUCGACCCGUGCUGGCUGCUCCGCGGCGGCGCGGCGGAGCGGCAGUGCGAUGUGCAUGUGGUGGGGCUGCAGGAGGUGGUCGACCUCUCGGCCGGCAACGUCGUCCGCCUCGAGGCUGGCUCGGGCGGCGCGCUCUCCUCUGCCGCGGCGGCGUGGGAGGCGCACGUGACUGCGGCGCUCGGCGCAGACGAGUACGUGCGGCUCGUGGCGCGGCAGCUGGUGGGGAUGCUGCUGCUGGUGUACGUGCGCGCCGACCUGGCGCCCUUUGUCGGCCGCGUCGCCUCGGACGCCGUCGGCACCGGUGCGCUGGGCCUGCUCGGCAACAAGGGCGCGGUCGGCGCCUCGCUCACGCUGCACGCGUCCAGCUUUGCAAUCGUCAACUGCCAUCUGGCGGCGGGCCACUCGCCGGGGGCGGCGGAGGGGCGGAACGGCGAGGAUGGUUGGCGGGCGGUAGGUGGGCUGUCGCUCGAGGACCACGACUACGUCAUCUGGCUCGGCGACCUCAACUACCGCCUCGAGGCGGGCCGCGUCGGCGAACUGCUCGCCGCCGACCAGCUCCGGUCCGCCAUCGGCUCCGGCGCCGCCUUCCAAGGGUACCGCGAGGGCGCCGUCUCCUUUUUGCCGACGUACAAGUACGACCCCGGCUCGGACGAGUACGACUCGUCCGAGAAGCGGCGCGCGCCCGCCUGGUGCGACCGCAUACUGUGGAGGGAGUGCGCGGACGCGGGCGCGGGCGGGCCCUCCUCGCGCGCCUGCCCCGCGGAGCCGUCGUGCUGCCUCGAGUACGGCCGGCGCGACAUCGUCCUCUCUGUCUCGGCGCAGUGGCAGCCAACUUGCAUCGGCGUGAGGCUCGAGUCGCGCGCCCGCGCCGGCGAGCCCAUCCGCGCCUUCUUGCUCCUCGUCUCGACGCUCGACGCUGUGCUGAGCCACGCGCACAACGUGGCGGAGGCGGCGCUCGACGCUGCGGCGCACGGCGGCGCAGGCGCCUGCCACGGGGCGGCGGAGCUGGCUCGCACGAGCGCCGUCGAGAUCGAGACGUGGUUCCGCCACCCGCUUGGCUGGAGCGCCGACGAGAGCGCCGCGAGGGUCGCCGCCGCCUUCGGCGAGGCGGUGCUCGCCACACGAGGGGGGGCGGCCUCCGCCAAAAAGGCGGCGGGCGCGGCGCGCUGGAAGGCCGCCUGGUUCGGACAUCGCGGUCGGUCUGUGUCCGUGGGCCGCGGCCCGCGCAUGGGCCAUGGGCGCGCCGCGGCAUCGUUCGGAUACCUCAGGUCUGUUUGA